Ceratotherium simum simum (southern white rhinoceros) is the source of this 2695-nucleotide messenger RNA. RefSeq names its product VPS26 retromer complex component A (gene VPS26A). Gene Ontology annotation, biological process: intracellular protein transport. The record is from RefSeq and is a predicted model, not a curated record. NCBI's taxonomy places the organism in Eukaryota, Metazoa, Chordata, Mammalia, Perissodactyla, Rhinocerotidae.
GUCACGUGCCGCCCGCGGCCCGGGGUCACGUGACGGGGCGCCGGGGCGGAGGGAGCUGGGGCUGGGAGUUCUCCUAAGGGAAGAGGAGUGAAGUGGGGGGGACGCGGCGGCGGCGGCGCUGACAAUGAGUUUUCUUGGAGGCUUUUUUGGUCCCAUUUGUGAAAUUGAUGUUGUCCUUAAUGAUGGGGAAACCAGGAAAAUGGCAGAAAUGAAAACUGAAGAUGGCAAAGUAGAAAAACAUUAUCUUUUCUAUGAUGGAGAAUCUGUUUCAGGAAAGGUAAACCUAGCCUUUAAGCAACCUGGAAAGAGGCUAGAGCACCAAGGAAUUAGAAUUGAAUUUGUAGGUCAAAUUGAACUGUUCAAUGACAAGAGUAAUACUCAUGAAUUUGUAAACCUAGUGAAAGAACUAGCCUUACCUGGAGAACUGACUCAGAGCAGAAGUUAUGAUUUUGAAUUUAUGCAAGUUGAGAAGCCAUAUGAAUCUUACAUCGGUGCCAAUGUCCGCUUGAGGUAUUUUCUUAAAGUGACAAUAGUAAGAAGACUGACAGACUUGGUAAAAGAAUAUGAUCUUAUUGUUCACCAGCUUGCCACCUAUCCUGAUGUUAACAACUCUAUUAAGAUGGAAGUGGGUAUCGAAGAUUGUCUACACAUAGAAUUUGAAUAUAAUAAAUCAAAGUAUCAUUUAAAGGAUGUGAUUGUUGGAAAAAUUUACUUCUUAUUAGUAAGAAUAAAAAUCCAACAUAUGGAGUUACAACUGAUCAAAAAAGAGAUCACAGGAAUUGGACCCAGCACCACAACAGAAACAGAAACAAUCGCUAAAUAUGAAAUAAUGGAUGGUGCACCAGUAAAAGGUGAAUCAAUUCCAAUAAGACUAUUUUUAGCAGGAUAUGACCCAACUCCAACAAUGAGAGAUGUGAACAAAAAAUUUUCAGUAAGGUACUUUUUGAAUCUAGUCCUUGUUGAUGAGGAAGACAGAAGGUACUUCAAGCAGCAGGAGAUCAUUUUAUGGAGAAAAGCCCCUGAAAAACUGAGGAAACAGAGAACAAACUUUCACCAGCGAUUUGAAUCUCCAGAAUCACAGGCAUCUGCUGAACAGCCUGAAAUGUGAACUGAAUAGGAGAAAAAAAGGAAAACAAAAAACUCCUAUAUCCGUUGAGAUUAAGUUUGGCAGGGUAAAGAUGGUUGCAGCGUGUAGGGAGAAAAAGGCCAGAACUCCAUUUAUAAUAGUCUUCCUUUAUCUUACAGUGCUGCAUUUAUUUUAUGAUAUAAUGAAAUGUUCUUCGUGUAUAUACAUUAAAGAAAAUGCUUUCUUUGAAACACUGGAACUUUCCUAAGCUGCCGGUUUGUUUUUUUACUGCACACUUUGAUUUGAUGAUAAGCACUCAGAUAUGCCUCAGCAUAAACAUUAAAGAUUUUCAUGUGAGUAGGCUGGUAUUUGUAAUUUUGCUUUCUUUCUGCAUAACGUUGAUUAUAAACCCUUUUCUUCUCCUUUUUCAUGCUAAUGAUUACCUCUUACUUUCUACAUGCAAAAAUUAACUAUUUUGUGUUCAAAUAAAAUUACAAAACCUGAGUGGCCCUUACGUCCUGCAAAGAUUUAAAACAUGGCAUCUCAAUAUUUUUGAGAACUACAUUUAUGUUUUUACAUAUGUGUUUGAGAAAUGCAUAUGGAGUGUUUCACUGUAGGUGCUUCUGAGUCUACCAUUCCAUGGCUUCCUGGAUUUUAUCCUCUUUUAAGUCUUCUGUGGUAUGACUAUUUUUUUUCCCCCAAGGGAUUAUGUGGCAUGUCUUUGUAGCCGCCUUUUUUUUUUGGCCAUAUUAAGUAACCAUUUUGCUACUGCUAUCCAGCAGGUACCACUGUCUGUUUUCUGCAAUGUGGAAUUGACUCUAUGUUGGCAUUUUAGAAUUCGUUCAAACUAUAUAAUUUUUCCAUAUAUACUUUGAAUUUGUUUUUAAUUUAAGGAAUUUUUUUACCACAUAUAAGCAAAUAUAACUUUCUUGACUUCACAAAUAUUCUCUUCCCUUUUCAGGAGAAAAUUUGAGGAUGGGGACUCAGGAGGACCAGUGAAGCAUGUAGUUAUCCAGAUCUGGGGAAUUUCAUGUUUGUUAAUCAAAUUUAAACUUUAUUGACUCUUUAAAUUUUUUUUAACACUAAAUUCAAGUCACUUGUUCAAAGUCUCUAAAAAAGAAGGCUGCAGUCAUCUGUUCAUAUGCAUGGGCUCUGAUCUCAAAUACACUAAAUGUGGGAUGUAGGAACUAAAAUAAAGCCUGCUGUGUGAAACUACUUUCACUUAUGGUUCAUUGGUUUUUGUACCAAUAAUUUUUUAUACACUUCAGUGCAAGUCUUGUCAGUUAACCUUACUUGAUGAGUAAGCUAAGUAACCCAAAUUACAUUUCUUUAAACCUAUUUUACUACUAUGGCACUUUGAUAAAAUGGUCAGUAACCAACUUCUUUGCUGGCAAAAGGUUCCAUGUGCCAUGUGCUGGAGCAUCUAUUUUAAAUAUGGGUAUCUGUGAAUGGUAAUGUUUUCCUUCAUGUAAGUGCCUGUUCAGAGUUUCAGAAUUUAAAAAUGCCAAAUAUUUUCAUGGUCACUUGCAUGUAGUAAUCUAGAAAAUACUCGAAAUUUUUGAAAACAAAUUGUAUUUAACCAGCCUCAAAUUGUGCAACCAUAGUAUAUAAUAAAGAAUUUGAAACAGA